Molecule: messenger RNA, 2492 nt
Organism: Salarias fasciatus (jewelled blenny)
Lineage: Eukaryota; Metazoa; Chordata; Actinopteri; Blenniiformes; Blenniidae
Gene: taf5
Product: TAF5 RNA polymerase II, TATA box binding protein (TBP)-associated factor
Exons: 11
Coding region: 1-2238 (745 amino acids)
Biological process (GO): transcription initiation at RNA polymerase II promoter
Cellular component (GO): transcription factor TFIID complex
Molecular function (GO): protein binding; RNA polymerase II general transcription initiation factor activity
Source: RefSeq, a predicted model, not a curated record
AUGGCGGCCGUGCAGGGGGGACUGGUCGACGCCGUGGAAGAAAAGAACUUAAAAUCAGAAACUGCCGCCGACGGGUUAACAAAUAACAGCGCGAACGAUGGCAGGGCGCUGUCUACGUCCCCCGGCUCCAGUUCGUCGUCCGGGAGCAGCAAAGCGGCGGCGGGACCCCCGGAGGACCAGCAGACCCUGUUGGCGGUUCUUCAGUUCCUCAGGAAGAACAAACUCACUGAGUCGGUGGAGAUCCUGCGGCGUGAAGCGGGAUUACCGGAGGACUCCCUGGACGGGAAGGGAGCCGACUCCUCGGGGACCGGAGGAGCUGCCGGCUCCGGGGAGCUCGGAGCCGUGGAUGCGAGCUCUCUUCUCAGCCGAGUGACCGGUUCAGCCUCUCAGGCGUCAAGUAAAGCAGCUGGUGCAGAGGAUCAGCCAGACGUCAACGUGGUGCUGUCGGCCUACAGCCAGCAGGGAGAUCCAGCUCUGUAUGAAGUUUACUACAGCGGCCUGAAGAAGUUCAUCGAGACAGUGUUGGACUGUCAUCGAGCAGAGCUGUCGCAGGUCUUCUACCCGCUGUUCGUCCACAUGUACCUGGAGCUGGUGUAUAACAACCACGAAAGUGAAGCCAAGGCCUUCUUUGAAAAGUUCAGUGGCGAUCAGGAGUGCUACUACGUGGACGACCUGCGUGUUUUAUCCGGCUUGACCAAAAAGGAGCACAUGAGGGGAAACGAGACCCUGCUGGACUUUCGCACCAGCAAGUUUGUGCUGCGGAUAUCCCGUGACUCCUACCAGCUGCUGAAGAGGCACCUGCAGGAGCGCCAGAACAACCAGAUCUGGAACAUCAUCCAGGAGCAUUUGUACAUCGACAUCUUUGACGGCAUGCCCCGGAGCAAGAGCCAGAUCGACGCCAUGUCGGGCAGCUUAGCCGGAGAAGCCAAGCGAGAGGCCAACAAGACCAAGGUUUACUACGGACUGCUAAAAGAACCAGAAAUAGAGCUUCCUCUUGAUGACGAGGAUGAGGAAGCGGAGAACGAGGAGGGGAAACCGAAGAAGAAGAAGCCCAAAAAGGACAGCAUGGGCUCUAAAAGCAAGAAGCAGGAUCCCAACGCUCCCUCGCAGAACAGAAUACCCCUCCCAGAACUAAAAGACUCAGACAAGCUGGACAAGAUCAUGUACAUGAAGGAAGCCACCAAAAGGAUCCGCCUGGGACCAGAUAACCUCCCCUCCAUCUGCUUCUACUCUUUCCUCAACGCCUACCAGGGUUUGACUGCCGUGGACUUCACAGACGACUCCAGCCAGGUGGCAGGAGGCUUCGCAGACUCCACAGUGCGAGUGUGGAGCCUCACUCCCAAAAAGCUCCGCAAGGUCAAAUCAGCAGCAGACUUGAAUCUGAUCGACAAAGAGUCAGACGACGUGCUGGAGAGGAUCAUGGAUGAGAAGACUGCCAGUGAGUCAAAGAUACUGUACGGACACAGCGGUCCGGUGUACGGCAUCAGCUUCAGCCCGGACAGGAACUAUUUAUUGUCGAGUUCUGAAGAUGGUACAAUCAGACUGUGGAGCCUCCAGACAUUUACCUGUCUGGUGGGCUACAAGGGCCACAACUAUCCAGUGUGGGACACACAGUUCUCCCCCCACGGAUAUUACUUUGUGUCUGGAGGACAUGACAGAGUCGCUCGUCUGUGGGCCACAGAUCACUACCAGCCUCUGAGGAUGUUUUCUGGUCAUCUGGCCGACAUCACAUGCACCAGAUUUCAUCCAAACUCCAAUUACGUGGCCACGGGGUCAUCGGACCGCACCAUCCGCCUCUGGGACGUCCUCAAUGGGAACUGCGUCCGCAUCUUCACUGGGCAUAAGGGGCCGAUACACGCGCUGGCUUUCUCCAACAACGGGAAGUUUUUGGCGUCUGGAGCCACAGACGGCAGAGUCCUGCUGUGGGACAUCGGCCACGGACUGAUGGUGGGAGAGCUGAAGGGCCACACAGACACCAUCUACUCCCUCAAGUUCAGCCGAGACUCCGAGAUCCUCGCCUCUGGCUCCAUGGACAACACGGUUCGGCUGUGGGAUGCAACGAAAGCUUUUGACGAUUUAGAAACCGACGACUUCACGGCAGCUACAGGACACAUCCACCUCCAAGACAACUCCCAGGAGCUCCUGCUGGGCACCUACAUGAGUAAAUCUACGCCCGUCAUCCACCUUCACUUCACCCGCAGGAACCUGCUUCUGGCUGCCGGAGCCUACAACCCCUGAGACUGCUUGAAAAACUAAUCAACCCAAUAAUUAACGAGACUCUGAGCACUGAAAGUGACUCAACAACUGUAGUAACAGUUUAACUCUGGCAAAUGUCUGACUGUGAAUUAGUGUAAACCGUUUUUCCAUGUCCUGUUUGAAGAAACAGGUUUUUCUCCAGAGAAAGACACACAAGUGUCUGUACAUGGCUGACACUUCUGUAACAUAGACUUUUGUACUGAUGCACACUGUAAAUAAAAUAACAUGUUUUCUAA